Messenger RNA from Amphimedon queenslandica, 2866 nucleotides. RefSeq names its product PC3-like endoprotease variant B. The coding region runs from base 111 to 2348 and encodes 745 amino acids. The transcript has 11 exons. Gene Ontology annotation, molecular function: serine-type endopeptidase activity. The record is from RefSeq and is a predicted model, not a curated record. Lineage: Eukaryota; Metazoa; Porifera; Demospongiae; Haplosclerida; Niphatidae. Gene Ontology annotation, cellular component: trans-Golgi network; Golgi membrane. Gene Ontology annotation, biological process: protein processing.
AAACGCUAUUAGUGGACUACAAAAUGUCAUAUUAGGCUCUAUACAAUUGCUUUUUAGUGACAACUUUACAUCAGUUGCUCCACUUAAUACUUGCAGGAGUAGUGUACGUGAUGACUGCAAAAGGUUUCUUUAUGCUCCUUUUAUUGUUGAGCUGUCAUCUAGUGAGCUCAUCUAAAAUCAUUUCAUCUGUUCUCUCAGAUGAGGCUAAUGGGUGGUUUAUACCACUGGAUGAAAUCCAGCCUCCAUCUUAUCUAAACAGCUGGGCUGUCUUUCUAAGCAAAGAUGCAGGAGAAGGAACAGCAGACAGCAUUGCCCAGCAGUGUGGAUUGAUAAAUCGUGGAAAGGUUGGUAACUUGGAAAAUGUAUAUCAUUUUGCUGUAGAAGAUAAUGGAAAUGACUUAAAAUCAGAUAUGCUGGCUCAAUUGUUACAAAAUCAUAGUCUUGUUGAUCGUGUUACACAACAACUAAAGAAAAUCCACAUCCAGAGAUGGUUUAGCCUUCCCAGCGACCCUUUGUGGUCCAAGCAGUGGUCAUUGUAUAAUACUGGUAGCAUUACAAACUCAGCAGUGAAUAGAGAUCUUAAUGUUGUUCAUGCAUGGGUCCAAGGUGUCACAGGUGAAGGCAUUAGAGUAUCAGUUGUGGAUGAUGGAGUGUGUCAUGCACAUCCAGAUCUGAAGAACAAUUAUGAUAGCAGUGCUAGUUUUAAUUUUGUUGAAUUCACCAAUGAUCCCACCCCACCAAACCCUAAGAAGCAAUCACAUGGAACCAGUUGUGCUGGGAUCAUUGCAAUGCAAAAAGACUCUGGGAUUUGUGGUGUAGGCGUCGCUUACAAGGCUAGAAUUGGAGGUAUUCGAGUCAACUUGAGUUCUUCAUCAGAUAUAAUUGAGUCCAGUGCUCUUGGUCAUCAUAAUAAUUAUGUUGACAUUUACUCAAACAGUUGGGGACCCAGUGACAGUGGCUAUGUUGUAGACGGGCCAGGAGAAUUGUUAACAAAAACCCUUGAAAAUGGAGUUUUGAAAGGAAGAAAUGGAUUAGGUAAUAUAUAUGUAUGGGCUUCUGGCAAUGGUGGUAACAAUGGAGACUCUUGUGCAGCUGAUGGCUAUGCUUCUAGCAUAUACACAAUAGCUGUUGGAUCUGCAAAUGAGAAAGGAUAUCAAGCUCUAUAUGAUGAAACCUGUGCAGGGAAACUGGCUGUAACUUACAGCUUUAACAUGGCAUCAUACUCAGCCAGCUCUGACAAUAAUAUGAAAGGACAAGUGCCCUCAACCGUUUCAUACCAGCAGUGCACAGUGUCAUUCAUGGGUUCAAGUGCAUCUGCUCCAAUAACUGCAGGAGUCAUAGCAUUAGCAUUAAGUGUGAAUUCAAGCUUGACUUGGAGGGAUAUCCAGUAUCUGAUAGUGUACACAGCAGACCACACUAAAUUAAAAGGAGCAAAUUGGAGAAGGAAUGGAGGAGGACUGAGAGUGAGCCAUGAAUUUGGAUUUGGAGCAAUCGAUGCUGAAGCUAUGGUAACACGCUCCAGGUACUGGGUCAAUGUACCCGAGAGAGUCUCAUGCUUCAUUAGACCAAAAUCAAGAACCGGAACUAUUUAUGAUGAUGAGCCAGUUACCACUACUUUUAAGGUUAACAGUAGGCGAUGUUCAAUCCAGUACAUCGAACAUGUUGUAGUGCAUAUGACACUUAGCGUGAACAUUGAUGACACGAGUGACUAUCCGGGUUACUAUGGAGAAGAUUACGUCGAUAUAAAUCCUUUUAUUAUUUUCUUUACUGGUCCCAGAAGAGGAGCAAUAACAGUUGAUCUGGGCUCUCCUUUUGGCACAACAUCUCACCUCCUUCCGCAGCGUAAGUAUGAUUUUGUGAAUGACGAGGGCUACAAUCACUGGCCUUUCAUGUCAGUACAGCAUUGGGGAGAGAACCCAAUGGGGUAUUGGAACAUCACCAUUCGCUUUUAUGCUUCUGGAGGCCAUGUGACAAUGUCAAACCUUUCCAUGACUCUUUAUGGAACUGAAAAAAUACCAGAAGCUGUAAAGAACAUACCUAAUAUUUGCGAUCGGAGCUGUGCUAGUUAUCACCGCUGUUCGAAUGCUAAUGGUUCCAAGUACUGCGAUAAAUGUCUAAGUCUGAGGAUGGCAGACAGUCUUCAGUGUGUGACUAGCUGUCCAACCAAAUACUGCAAUGUUGCAGGAUAUUGUGAAGAAUGCCCACCUAGCAAUAAUAAUUAUGCUGGUGUGGUUGCUGCAGCAGUACUGACACCAGUUGCUAUUAUAGGUAUAGCCACUGGAAGUGUGAUUGUUUCCAUAUUUGCAUACUGGAAGUGGAAAAAUAGAGAAGGAUAUACUAAAUUCUAAAUAUACAUUUCUCUUUUGUAGUUUUACUUAUAAAGUAUUAUUAUUAUUAUAAAUGCUAUUGCAACUUGCUGCAGUGUGAUUGUACUAUAAAUAAAAUCAAAUCAAAUUUUCAUAUAAAAUGGGUGGACAACAAAUUCAAAGAAAAAAUCUAAAAAUGAGCUAAUGAUUGAUUAGUUUGUAUAUCUCCCUAGUCUAAACUACUAAGCUAGUCCCACUAAAAUGUUAACAACACACACAUUAUGCCCCUUUACAUAUUAAAGGCAACUAUUAUCAAAAUAAAAAGGAGGAAACUAUUUCCAAUGACUUUCCAUCCUGAAGACUCAGAAGGCAAAUAGCAGUAGCCACUUGCAAUUUCAUUAGGUGAGCGACACUCAGAAGGUUGGAUACAUUCCAGUGAGGUAGCAUUACGCAGCAGAGUGCUUCUACAAGCAUCACAAUACUGAGGACCAGCAGCAGCACAACCUUUAGUACGAGCACAGUCUGAAUGACACUGAGUAGGAAUGCUUGAAACAGAAGAA